AUGACAUCGUCUAUAAAGGAGCGGGCCGUGAUUAGUGGCGUUCGCAGCCAUGGAGGCGCUUGCGCCGCGCUCAAGCCUGAAAGAGCAGGUAUUGCUCUGAAUUCGCCAGAUCGGUGUGCGAUUUACCCUAGUGUCAAGCAGCUGAAGAGUCGAUCACAGAGACUACAAAGACGUGAAGCUUUUUCAAUCACAAAAUACGCCGACGUGAUGGAGUGGGCCUCUCCGAGAAUGUGCACAACGCUGGAGCAAUUUCACCAGCACCUCGAGUAUGAUUUGGGCACGGAUGCAUUGUGGUUUGUCAGCAGUCAUUCAACUUUCAGCACGAGCUACUUGUACUCGGAUGGACACAAGUUCCGUUCGGUGCAUUACACGGUACUGAACAAGUAUCAACAGAACUUCUACCCAAUGGCGUUCAUGUUCACUCGGACGGAAAGAGCCUCCACCCAGUUCGAGGUUUUAUUCGAGCUAGUGGUCAAGGAAUGGGAGACGCUAGGUAAAUCCGAAGGUAAGAUCAAGCAAAACGAGAAGGUGGAAAGCUUCCAGCUGCGCUAUUUUUCGAUUCACGUCGUGGAUUUUUAG
Phytophthora infestans T30-4 is the source of this 579-nucleotide messenger RNA. RefSeq lists its product as uncharacterized. Bases 1 to 579 code for a protein of 192 amino acids. Lineage: Eukaryota; Oomycota; Peronosporomycetes; Peronosporales; Peronosporaceae. The transcript is spliced from 6 exons. The record is from RefSeq and is a predicted model, not a curated record.